UCAUUUUUGACAGACAUUCGACUGUGGCUAUCAUGGAAGAAGACAGCACAUACGUUAAUGCUGGACCUAUGUGGAUCACAGAUCGCCCUCGGAGGAGGUUAAAGGUCACAGUGGAGAGGGUGGCUCUCGUGGUGCUCGGUGUGCUGCUUUUGGCUGUUGUUGCUGCUCUCAUUGGAGUCAGUGUUAAACGCUCACAUAAGACCAGAGCAACAGGGAAAACCACUCCUGUACCAGUAACUGUGAACCUGUUCUGUACAGUAAAAACAUGUCCAAACCAAACAUACCCCUGUGACGACGGCUGGAACUUCAAUGGAACCAAGUGUUAUUACAUCUCCACAAACAGGACUAAAGUGUCCUGGCCUGGAGCCAGAGACAUUUGUCAGAACAUGGGUGGACUCCUGGUGACGAUCGAGAGCAGAGAGGAGCAGGUGUUCCUGUACCACAGACUGGCAUUGGUUCAUAAGGACUGGUUUUGGAUUGGACUGACUGAUUCUCAAACUGAGGGAAUCUGGAUGUGGGCUGAUGGCUCUCCACUGAACCAAAAAUUAAAGUUUUGGGCUCCCGGGCAACCAGACAAUUGGAUAGGAGAUUUUAAUGAGUAUCCUGAAGCUGAAGACUGUGUGAUGAUGGGCGACCCAAAGGAAUGUGAAGGAGUGGACAUCUGCUGGACUGAUGCUUACUGUGGUUCAAAGGAAAGGUUUGAAGUCUGCCUCACAGAGCAGGUCAAAGGUCACAGCGGAGAGGGUGGCUCUAGUGGUGCUCAGUGUGCUGCUUUUGGCUGCUGUUGGUGCUCUCAUUGGAGUCUGUGUUACAUACUGCACAGUUCAGUCAUGCUGCGCUGGAAUGAAAGUCGUGAGAUGUGUCAGCAGCAAAAUGGAGCAUCCCUGGUGAAGAUAGAGACCAGAGAGGAGCAGGUCUUUCUGACUGCUAAACUCCAAACGCUGAUGCAUUAUGAUUACGAGAAGUUUUGGAUUGGGUUGACAGACUCACAAUCUGAAGGGCAGUGGAGGUGGACGGAUGGAUCUGCUCUGAACCCAAGUCUAGCGUUUUGGGCCAAUGAUGCGAGGAACAAGGAGCCGGACAACUGGACAGGGCAGAACCCGAACGGAGAGGACUGUGUGAGGAUGGGACGGCUUGUGAAUCUGACGGAGCUGACCUGGUACGACCACUCCUGCAAUUUGACCCAACGCAUCAUGUGUGAAAAAGGAGCAAGCAUUUGUUAAACACGGCAAAACACUUAAAGAAGACUGGUUUUCAUUUAUGGUUUGUGGCGGUUUGUGGUGGUUGUUAAUAAUAAAAUUGUGAAACAUAAUAGAUGCAUCAAGAAUUUUGGACUUCCGGUCAUCGCGCAAUGCAUACUGGGAAGGAUUUUCCGAAAAAGUGAGCAUCAAACCGCCAUGUUUGUUUUCCCAGUGGGUGCGUCUAUUGACAAAGUCGAUCUUUUCAAGUCUUUUGAACCAUAUCGCUUUUGUUUCUGGUUCUGAUAUUGUCAUAUUUUAGUUUUGAGAUUCGGACAUUGUAAUUGUGUGAUUGUUGGAUGUCCUAACAGCGGAAAACUCCAUAGUCUCAAACUCCAUAAAUGCAAAAGGGAAUCAGAUGUGUGUGACGGCAAACCUCUGUUCAAACUGCGACUGAUAUGUUUUUUUUCUUCUUCAUUAUAUUGUGUAGAUAUGUACAUGUAGAUACAGUUACACAAUUAUGUCUUAUUUGACACCAGUUCUUGCUAUUUUUUUUUUGCUUUUUUCUUAUUUUGAAUUUCUUAUUACCAAUUAUAUUUUUUCUCUUUGUUAUUAUAUUAUAUUGUGAUGUGUGAGCUACUGUGUCC
Boleophthalmus pectinirostris (great blue-spotted mudskipper) is the source of this 1825-nucleotide messenger RNA. Its product is annotated as C-type mannose receptor 2-like. The record is from RefSeq and is a predicted model, not a curated record. Lineage: Eukaryota; Metazoa; Chordata; Actinopteri; Gobiiformes; Gobiidae. Gene Ontology annotation, molecular function: carbohydrate binding. Bases 33 to 1223 code for a protein of 396 amino acids. Gene Ontology annotation, biological process: biological process involved in interspecies interaction between organisms. The transcript has 9 exons. Gene Ontology annotation, cellular component: external side of plasma membrane.